Molecule: messenger RNA, 15755 nt
Organism: Amborella trichopoda
Lineage: Eukaryota; Viridiplantae; Streptophyta; Magnoliopsida; Amborellales; Amborellaceae
Product: Zinc finger, C3HC4 type (RING finger) family protein
Molecular function (GO): Hsp70 protein binding
Source: RefSeq, a predicted model, not a curated record
UUGGCCACUCUCCGGUCUGCAUUGACCUUACUUCUGCAACCUGUUUAAAAAGAACAGAACGAAAGAAAAAGGGCUGCAACCUGUUUAAAAAGAAAAGAACAAAAGAAAAAAGAGAGAAACCACGUUUUCUCUGCAACUUUGCUCGAUCGAUGACUUUAACACUUGCGUUUACAAGCUUUUCUGUAUCUCAUUUCGUGUUUUGUAUUUGUUUGCUUAAUGGUUAGUUGCAGAGUUGCUUCUCUGGAAGAAUCAUGGGGUCAUUUCUUUGAAUUGGAUCACCAUUGGUAAUUCAUGACGAAAUCAGGGUUUUAUUUUGUGAUUUAUAUCGAGGUAGCUAGUUUUUGAAGGAUUGAGGGUUUCUUUUGCUGUUAGGCUUAUAGUUUUUCAAAAUUUUAAAGAAUCAGGGGCUUUCUGCUGUAUUUUGGUCCAACUCAGUUGCACAUUGAAGAAUUCAGUCUUUUCUUUUUUCUUUUUGUUUUUUCUUGUGUGUGUGUGUUAUUUUUCCAACGUAAAUGGAAUGAACAGUGAAGUUAUCGAAUCAGGGGUCUUCAUUUCUAAUUCAGCCUACAUGGUUGUCUUGAUGAGCUAUGGUUUUCAAGUUUGUUCAGUUUUAUCGCUCGGUUCAUCGUAUUUGUACUCUUAACUUAAUAACUAGGAUUUAACCAUCGUCAUUUUGUGUCAUUGGUGUAUUGUCCUGAAUAAUUAGGUUGUUUUCUUUUGCAUUCCGAUUCCUUCCAGGUACUGCUUGAAACGUAGAGGUUUUGGCUUUUGGUUUUGAUGUGUUAUCUUUUUUUUCUUGCACAUUUGGCCCAACGGAACUGUUUACCAAACCAAUUUAAAGUUCAUUUUUCCAGACUUCUCAAAUUCCGAAUCUAUGCGGUUGCUACUAAUGUCAGCUCAAAAAUAUGGUGGGCAUUAGGGUUUUUCUCUUGCAUUCCAUUUCAUCUUAGGUAUUCCCUAGAGCAUAGAGGUUUUGGUUCUGUGUUUGGAUUUGUUGCCUCUUAUUUUUAUCCUGCGUAAUUUGGCCUAGUCAAACUGUACUGAAGAAUAGAAAUUUCAUUGUGAAAUUUAUACAAAUUACAUGAAAUCUCAAGCCAUGGGUUUACCGCUCUUGUCAACAGAAACACUUUCCGGGCAUUAAGAUUUUCUUCCCCAAAGGUUACAGGGGAUGGAGCCUCUUGAAGGUGGCUCUUUGUUGCUGGAGGAUUUUGGCCAAAAAGUUGAUCUCACACGGAGAAUCAGAGAAGUUUUGGCUAAUUACCCAGAGGGAACAACAGUUUUGAAGGAACUGAUUCAGAAUGCUGAUGAUGCUGGUGCUAAAAAAGUUUGCCUGUGCUUGGAUCAUAGGUCUCAUGGUGUGGAUUCACUUUUAUCGAGUAAGCUAGCAGAGUGGCAGGGCCCUGCUCUGCUAGCCUACAAUGACGCAGAGUUCACAGAAGAUGAUUUUGUUAGUAUAUCCCGAAUAGGGGGCAGUAAGAAGCUUGGGCAGGCAUGGAAAACAGGUCGUUUUGGGGUGGGCUUCAACUCUGUGUAUCAUCUGACUGAUCUGCCGUCUUUUGUGAGUGGGAAGUAUGUGGUGUUGUUUGACCCACAGGGCAAUUAUCUUCCAAACGUGUCAGCAGCAAAUCCUGGAAAACGUCUUAAUUAUGUCACCUCAGCAGCUAUUGUACAUCAUAAGGACCAGUUUUCACCAUAUUGUGCCUUUGGCUGUGACAUGAAAGUUCCUUUCCAUGGAACUUUAUUUCGUUUCCCCUUGAGGAAUGCAGAUCAGGCUUCUAUUAGUCAGCUCUCAAGGCAGGCAUACCUAGAAAAUGACAUUGCUUCCAUGUUUGCUCAACUUUACAAGGAAUCCAUUUUCACAAUGCUCUUUCUUAAGAAUGUUAUGUCAAUUGAGUUCUAUGUUUGGGAAGCUCGUGAACAAGUACCUUAUAAGCUUUAUUCUUGCUCUUUGGAUUCACCAAAUGAGGACACAGUUUGGCAUCGCCAGGCUUUGCGAAGAUUGUCAAAUUUAGCAGAGUCUAAAGGAAGCCAUUUUGAUUCCUUCUCUUUGGACUUUUUGAGCCAAGUACAUCAUGGAACUGAGUUGGGUAAAAGGAUUGAUACAUUUUUUGUUGUACAGACUCUGGCAUCGCCAUCUUCUAGGAUUGGUAUAUUUGCUGCUGCUGCUGCAAAGGAACAUGAUCUUCAUCUGCUGUCGUGGGCAUCAGUUGCAGCGUGCCUUUCUGAUGGCUUGAAAGAGGAUGAUAUGCUUAAGCAAGGUUCUGCAUUCUGUUUUCUUCCUCUACCAGUGAGAACCAGUCUGACCGUGCAAGUAAAUGGAUUCUUUGAACUUUCAUCAAAUCGGCGAAGUAUAUGGUAUGGAGACGACAUGGACCGGGGUGGAAAAUUUCGAUCUGACUGGAAUAUCCUUCUCUUAGUAGAUGUUGUUGCUCCAGCUUUUUGUGAGUUGCUUGUUGGUGUACGUAAAAUAUUGGGACCCACUGAAGCAUACUAUUCCUUAUGGCCUUCUGGUUCCUUUGAGGAACCUUGGACUACAUUAGUCAAACAAGUUUAUAAAAAUAUCAGUGAUCUUCCUGUAUUACACUCAGAUAUUGAAGGUGGGAAGUGGGUUUCUCCCACAGAAGCUUUCAUUAAUGAUGCGAAAUUUGUAAAAAGCAAUAAACUCGGUGAGGCCCUUAUGCUCUUGGGAAUGCCUGUUGUGAAUUUACAUCCGCCCAUUGUUAGCAUGUUCUCCAAAUACUUCUCCAAGUUCCAACAGAGGGUAGUCAGUACAAAUACAGCACGGAAUUUUCUUAGGGAAAUUGGUGAUUUGGUUACACUUAGCAGAGAUCACAGACUAGUUCUAUUAGAAUAUUGUCUUCAUAAUGUCAAUGAUUUGGAAGUUGGCAAACACUGUAGUGGGCUUUAUUUGAUACCUUUGGCUAGUGGCGAUUUUGGAUUAUUGUCUGAAGCUUCAAAAGGCAUAUCAUAUUUUAUGUGCAAGGAGUUAGAAUAUGAGCUAAUGGGUCAAGUUCCUGAGAGAAUAAUUGACAAGAAUAUUCCUUCCGACCUUUUGAACAGACUAUCAGAUAUCGCAAGGGCUUCAAUGGCAAAUGUUAGAUUCAUUGAUGUUGAAGUUUUCCUGCAAUUCUUUCCUAAAUUUGUUCCCGCUGAUUGGAGAUAUAAGGAUAUAGUUGCCUGGGAUCCAGAUUCCAAUUUUGGCCAUCCAACUGCUUCCUGGUUUGUUCUUUUCUGGCAGUAUCUUCGAGGUUAUUGCGAUGACCUAUCACGGUUCUCUGACUGGCCAAUUCUACCAUCCAUUUCUGGGCACCUGUACAGAGCUUCUAAAACAUCAAAGUUGAUUAACACACAGUCUUUAUCUGACACAAUGAAGCAUAUUCUUUCAAAUAUUGGCUGCAAAAUAUUAGAUCCUAGGUAUGGAGUUGAGCACUCACAGCUUGCCCUCUAUGUUCACCAUGCAAAUGGUGCUGGUGUUAUCGAUGCGAUAUUCGAUGCUUUUUCUCAUAACCUGGUCCAAAUGCUGCCAUGCUUCCAGUGUCUUGAAGAUGAAGAGAAAAAUACACUUCGGCAAUUUCUUCUCGAUCCAAAAUGGUAUAUUGGUGGUCAUUUAACAGAGAUUCACAUCAAGAAAUGCAGAAAACUAGCCAUUUAUCAGGUUUAUGGUGGAGAAUCUACUCCAUCCUGCAUUUUUUCUGAUCUUGUAAGGCCUAGAAAGUACUUGCCACCUCUUGACGUUCCUAGCUGUUUUCUUGGAGAAGAGUUUGUUUACACUUCAUCUAGAAAUGAAGAAGAGAUCUUAUUGCGGUACUAUGGAGUCCAACGCAUGGGAAAGGCAGUUUUCUACAAGGACAGAGUAUUAAAUAGAAUUGGUGAAUUGCAACCUGAAGUUCGUGACACUGUCCUGCUUGCAAUUGUACAGGGUCUGCCUCAACUUUGUGCUGAGGAAGCAUCUUUUAAGGACACCUUGAAAAAAUUGGAUUUUGUUCCAACUCUUGGUGGAUGUUUGAAGAGUCCUCAGAUGUUAUAUGAUCCUCGAAAUGAGGAAUUAUAUGCUCUUUUAGAAGACUCGGAUGACUUUCCAUGUGGCCGAUUCAGAGAACCAGAAGUUUUGGAUAUGCUGCAGGGUUUGGGGCUUAGGACUUUGGUGUCUCCUGAUACUGUGAUACACAGUGCUCGGCAGAUUGAACAAAUUAUGUACACUGAUCCUCAGAAGGCAUAUUCACGGAGUAGGGUCCUCCUAUUGUUUUUAGAGGUGAAUGCAACAAAAUGGUAUACUGAUUCAAUCAGUGAUAGCCACAAAAUAAUCAAUCAAAUGUUUUCAAAAGUGGCCAUGGCAUUUAAAUCUCGUGAAACACUUCAAGAAGCUGAUCUUGUGAAGUUUUGGAAUGACAUGAGAAUGAUAUGCUGGUGCCCUGUCCUGGUUAAACCUCCUUACCAUGCUCUUCCAUGGCCAUCAGUUUCAUCUAUGGUGGCUCCUCCUAAGCUUGUAAGGCUGCAAUCUGAUUUAUGGCUCGUUUCAGCGAGCAUGCGGAUUCUGGAUGGUGAAUGCUCUUCAACUGCCUUAUCCCUCAGUUUGGGUUGGUCUCUUCCACCUGGAGGUAGUGUAAUUGCUGCCCAACUACUCGAGCUCGGAAAAAACAAUGAGCUUGUGAUUGAUCGGGUUCUUCGACAAGAACUAGCAGUAGCAAUGCCAAGGAUAUACUCGAUACUGAGCUCUAUGAUAGGUUUGGAUCAGAUGGACAUUGUCAAAGCUGUUUUAGAAGGCUGUCGAUGGAUAUGGGUGGGAGAUGGGUUUGCAACUGCAGAUGAAGUGGUUCUAAAUGGCCCCCUCCAUCUUGCUCCUUAUAUACGUGUAAUUCCUGUUGAUUUAGCAGUUUUUAAGGAGUUAUUUUUGGUUUUAGGCAUACGUGAAGCCUUGAAGCCUAUGGAUUACGCUGCAAUUCUUAGUAAGAUGGCUAAGAAAAAGGCAGAUAGUCCCCUUGAUAGUGAAGAACUCAGAGCAGUGUUUCUAAUAGUGCAACACAUGGCUGAACUUCAGUUUCCUGACCAGGAGAUGUUAAUCUUUUUGCCAGAUGUGUCGUCUAGACUCUUUCCCGCUAAAGAUCUUGUUUACAAUGAUGCCCCCUGGUUGCUUGAUUCUGAAAAUGGAGGAGCUCAGAACAUAUCUAAAGUCUAUUUAGCUCCAAGAAGAAAAGUUCAGAAAUUUGUGCAUGGAAACAUAUCAAAUGAUGUUGUUGAGAGACUUGGGGUUCGCUCUCUUCGAGGAUUAUUGCUUGCUGAGAGUGCCGACUCCAUGAAUUUGGGUUUAUCUGAGGCAGCUGAAGCUUUUGGGCAGCAUGAAGCUCUGACAACCAGGCUUAGACAUAUAGUAGAAAUGUAUGCUGAUGGACCAGGGAUUUUGUAUGAACUUGUCCAAAAUGCAGAUGAUGCUAGGGCCACUGAGGUUAGCUUUCUUUUGGACAAAACUCAGUAUGGGACUUCUUCAAUUUUGUCUCCUGAAAUGGCAGACUGGCAGGGCUGUGCUUUAUAUUGUUAUAAUAAUUCAGUCUUCAGUCAGCAUGAUCUUUAUGCCAUCUCACGUAUUGGUCAAGAUAGUAAGCUUGAAAAGCCUUUCGCAAUUGGAAGGUUUGGGCUUGGCUUCAACUGUGUGUAUCAUUUUACAGAUAUUCCUUGCUUUGUUUCUGGGGAAAAUAUUGUGAUGUUUGAUCCUCAUGCCUCUUAUCUGCCGGGUAUUUCUCCAUCUCAUCCCGGGCUUCGGAUAAAGUUUGUUGGAAGGGGAAUCUUGGAGCAAUUCCCUGAUCAAUUCUCUCCUUUCUUGCAUUUUGGUUGUGACUUGAAGGAUCCAUUUCCUGGUACUAUUUUUCGUUUUCCAUUGAGGGGUGAAGAUUCUGCUCUGCGUAGUCAAAUAAAGAGAGAGAAAUACACAUCUGAAGAUGUCCUGUCUCUUUUCUCAAACUUCUCUGCAACUGUUGCUGAGGUACUGCUUUUUCUUCGUCAUGUCAACAUUGUAUCUCUGUAUGUAAAGGAUGGACCUGGUCAUGAGAUGCAACUGUUUCACCGUGUUUCCAGGAAUGACAUCAGUGAUCUGGGAAAAGAACCUCAUCCUUUGAAUGGGAUGCUUGAAUAUAUCCUUGGAAAACAGCAGAUGAUGGAUAGAGAACAGUUUUAUAAACAGUUGAGUGGGACCGUUGAUAGGAACUUGCCAUCGAGAUGCCGAAAAUUUGUUGUGUCUGAAAGGAACUCUCUUGGCAAAGUGGUGCAUUUUUGGGUGGUUAAUGAAUGCAUAGGAGGAGGGCGUGCCCGAGUCCACUCAUUAGCUCCAGGCAACCGGUCUCGUAACUUUAUUCCUUGGGCAUGUGUUGCUACUCAUUUGCACUCAGCUAGAGACGUGGAACCAAAUGCCAGUGAGACUCUUGAAGAACUCUAUCGUCACAUUCUUGAGCAAAUUCAAAUGCCUUUUUCCACCCAAGAUCCUAGAGCAUUUGAGGGUCGCGCUUUUUGCUUUCUCCCUUUGCCUAUUAUCACUGGCCUUUCAACACAUAUCAAUGCAUAUUUUGAGUUGUCAUCAAAUCGAAGGGACAUUUGGUUUGGCAAUGACAUGGCUGGAGGAGGAAAAGUGCGAUCUGACUGGAAUGUUUUUCUUCUUGAAGAUGUGGUUGCUCCUGCUUAUGGCCAAUUGCUUGCUGGAGUUGCUGAAGAGAUUGGCCCUUGUGAUCUGUAUUUCUCUCUCUGGCCCACAACAACUGGACCUGAGCCAUGGGCUUCUAUGGUACGAAAGCUGUACAUGAAUGUUGCUGAUCUAGAACUACGAGUGCUGUAUACCAAAGCUAGAGGGGGUCAAUGGAUAUCAACUAAACAAGCUCUCUUUCCUGAUUACUCAUUUCCAGAAUCAACUGAGCUUGCAGAAGCCCUAUCAGAUGCAGGCUUGCCUUUAGUGGUUUCUUCUGAGCCUUUAGUUGCUAGAUUCAAGGAAUUUUGCCCAUCACUGCACUUUUUGACCCCUCAUUUACUUCGAACCUUACUGAUCCGGCGAAAACGUGGCCUUAAGAACAGAGAUGCAAUGAUCUUCGCUUUGAAGUAUUGCUUGAGUGACAUACUUGAACCUGUUCAAUUGGAAAAGUUAAAUGGAUUACCCUUGGUCCCACUUGCCACAGGUGAAUUUGCAGCAUUUGCUGAGAAUGGACUGGGUGAAAGAAUAUUUAUUACAGGCCAAAAUGAAUAUAAUUUGCUCAGGGAUAGUGUUCCAUACGCUCUUGUGGAUUGCACAAUUGGAGAAGAAGUACUCAUAAAGUUACAGGGAAUAGCUCAGACUGGUAAGAUGAAUAUAUCAUUGUUGUCAUGCCAUUCAUUUGUGGAACUACUGCCUCGUGUUCUUCCAGCUGAAUGGCUACAUGCUGAACAAGUGGUUUGGACUCCAGGCCUGCAGGGCCAACCAAGUUUCGAAUGGAUGGAACUAUUUUGGGGUUAUUUGGGCUUAUCGUGUGAUGAUCUAUCUAUAUUUUCCAAGUGGCCAAUUUUACCCAUCAAGAAUGGCUUCCUUUUAAAGCUUGUCAAAAACUCAAACGUGAUCAAAGAUGAUGGGUGGAGUGAAAACAUGUCUUCAUUAUUGCAGAGGUUAGGUUGUUAUUUCUUGAGGUCUGACCUGCCAAUAAAUCAUUCACACAUAGGAGAUUAUGUGCAAAAUGGUUCAGCAUCAGGCAUUUUAAAUGCUUUAUUAGCAGUAUCUGGUGGGCUGGACUCAUUGGAAGACCUCUUUGGCAAUGCAUUAGAAGGAGAAUUACAUGAACUCCGUAGUUUUAUAUGCCAGUCCAAAUGGUUUAAUAAAGAUCAGAUGGAUUCUAUGCAAAUUGAUGCAAUCAAGCGUCUUCCCAUUUUUGAGUCUUACAAAAGCAGGAAAUUAACUUGUUUGAUCAAGGCUACGAAAUGGAUUAAACCUGAAGGUGUUCGAGAGGAACUUAUGGAUGAUAGCUUCAUUCAUACAAAGUCACAGAAGGAAAAAGAUAUUUUAAGACACUAUCUAGGGGUUGGUGAGCCAUCAAGGAUUCAAUUCUACAGGGAGCAUGUACUGAAUCGUAUCUCAGAAUUUUCAUCACUACCAUCUGUUCUUUCGAGUAUGUUAGAAGACUUGAAACUUUUGAUUGAAGAGGAUUCUUCCUUCAAGUCAGAUGUUUCUCAGACACCAUUUGUUUUAACUGCGAAUGGGUCUAGACAGUGUCCUUGUCGACUUUAUGAUCCUCGCAUUCCUGGAUUACAGCAACUUUUGUACAAAGAUGCUUUCUUCCCUUGUGGAGAGUUCUUGAAGUGUGAUAUCCUUGAGAUAUUGCUUAGUUUGGGUAUGAAGAACACCUUGGGAUUCUCUGGUUUGCUUGACAGUGCAAGAUCAGUUUCCAUGUUGUAUGAUUCUGGCAGCAAAGAAGCUAUGAACUUUGGAAGGAGACUACUUGAUUGCUUGGAUGCCGUUGGUUUCAAGCUUGCUGAUAUGAUUGAAUACAAAACUAGUGAUGAUUAUGGCAGCUCUAAUUUCGAUAAAAAAGAGGCAGGUAUGCCUAGUUCACGAGCAAGAAGCAUGCUCUUGGGAGAGCUAAAUGAUGUGUCUUCUGAAGGUGAUCUUGACAUGCAAUGGUGCAUAAACUUUACCCAUGAUGAACCCAAAGAUGACUUCUGGUUAGAACUGAGAGAUAUUGCUUGGUGCCCCGUUUUGGUUGAUCCACCAAUUGAAGGACUUCCAUGGGCUGUAUCUGAAAUUCAAGUAGCAUCUCCAGGAUAUGUGAGGCCAAUGUCCCAAAUGUGGAUGGUGUCUUCAACCAUGCGAAUACUGGAUGGGGAAUGCUCUCUAUACAUUCAAUAUAAGCUUGGUUGGAAAGAAAGACCGAAUGUUCGUAUCUUGUCAACCCAAUUGGUUGAACUGUGCAAGUCUUAUAAUCAGGUUGUUUUACAGUCUGGUUCCUGCAGGCAUAUAUGGGACAAAGCAUUGCAAAGGGAAAUCCCAAAUCUCUAUGCAACAUUACAGGAGUUUGUUGAUACCAGCGAUUUCAUGGUGUUAAAAUCUGCUGUGAAUGGUGUUCCCUGGGUGUGGACUGGUGAUAAUUUUGUAGCAUCAGAGGCACUUGCAUUUGACUCCCCUGUGAAGUUUCAGCCCUACCUUUAUGUUGUUCCAUCUGAGCUAUCAGAGUACCGACCUUUGCUCUCUGCCUUAGGAGUGAAGCUAACCUUUGAAUCUGUGGAUUAUUUGCAUGUUCUAGAACGGUUGCAACUGGACAUGAAAGGAUCACCAUUAUCACCGGAGCAGUUGAGUUUUGUUGUUUGUUUACUGGAAGCUCUUGCUGACUGUUAUACUGAAAAAUCAUUGCCCAAUACAUGCCUGACAUCAUUAUUAAUACCAGAUUCCUCUGGAGUUCUUGUGUGUGGGGCUGAUGUUGUCUACAAUGAUGCUCCAUGGAUGGAAAAAAGCUCUUUUAACACUAAGCAUUUUGUACACUCCAGUAUUAGCAAUGAUCUAGCUAAUAGAUUAGGGAUACAGUCACUUCGGUACUUGUCCUUAGUGGAUGAGGAGAUGACAAAAGAUUUGCCUUGUAUGGAAUAUUCAAAAAUAUGUGAUCUGAUGGCGCUAUAUGGACAAGAUGAUCUUUUGUUGUUUGAUUUGUUGGAGUUGGCAGACUGUUGUCAGGCAAGGAAGCUACAUGUGAUAUUUGAUAAGCGAGAGCAUCCAAGGCUGUCCCUACUCCAUCCCAGUCUAGGCGAGUUUCAAGGGCCAGCUCUCGUAGUUGUUUUGGAGGGGGCCAUCUUGAGCACAGAAGAAAUUUCCAAUCUCCAGCUUCUUCCUCCCUGGAAGCUUCGAGGCACAACACUUAAUUAUGGUUUAGGAUUGCUCAGCUGUUACCAAAUAUGUGAUCUCCCAUCAAUCAUUUCCGAUGGCUGUUUUUACAUGUUUGACCCUCUUGGUUUGGCUCUUUCUGCACCAUCAAAUCAUGUUCCCUGUGCAAAAAUAUACUCAUUAAAUGGUGCAAAUCUUAUGGAGAGAUUCCGUGAUCAAUUUCACCCCUUGUUGAUUGGUCAAGAUGUCGCUUGUUCCUUAUCAGGUUCCACAAUUAUUCGCUUGCCCUUAUCAUCCAAGUGCAUGGCAGAAGGAAUAGAGUCCGGUUCCCGGAGAGUGAAGCACAUAUUUGAUAGAUUUUUGGAACCUUUAUCUACAACUUUAUUAUUCUUAAAGUCUAUUCUACAGGUGGAGGUGUCAACUUGGGGUGAAGGAGAUACUCAUAUGUGUCAGGAGUAUGGUGUUUACCUUGAUUCCUUAUCUGCUAUUAUGAGGAAUCCUUUUUCAGAAAAGAAAUGGAGAAAGUUUCAGAUAUCAAGAUUGUUUGGUAGCUCAAGCACUGCAACAAAAGCACGCGUAAUAGAUGUUCGGAUCAUUCAAGAUGGGAGGGAAGUCAUUGACAAAUGGCUGGUUGUCCUUACCCUCGGAUCGGGACAAACAAGGAACAUGGCCCUAGAUAGGCGGUAUCUCGCGUACAACCUAACACCAGUUGCUGGGGUUGCAGCACACAUUUCACAAAAUGGAGAUCCUUACCGCAUCCAUUCAUCAAGUUUUAUUUUAUCUCCAUUACCACUUUCUGGAGUUAUCGAUUUGCCUGUUACUGUUUUGGGAUAUUUUCUUGUUUGGCACAAUGGUGGGCGCUAUCUGUUCAAGUACCAGGACCCCGUGACCUCAUCAGGAAUGCAACAUGAUAUUCGUGAUCAGUUAAUGGCAGCUUGGAACAGCGAGUUGAUGUCUUGUGUUCGUGACUCAUAUGUCGAAAUGGUGCUAGAGUUUCAAAAGCUAAGGAAGGAUCCCAUGACUUCAAGUUUGGAAUCACCUUCAUCCCAUGAUGUUGGUCAAAUUUUGCGAGCUUAUGGGGAUCAGAUUUACUCAUUCUGGCCAAGGUCUAAACAACAUUCUUUGUCUCCUGGUCGAUCUAAGGGUGCUUCUAAUAAUUCACAGUCAUCCCAUGCGCUUGAGGCUGAUUGGCAAUGUUUAAUUGAACAAGUGAUACGGCCUUUCUAUGUGCGCCUUGUUGACCUCCCUGUUUGGCAACUUUAUGGUGGAAGCAUAGUCAAGGCCGAAGAAGGUAUGUUUCUUGCUCAUCCUGGGAUGGGGCCCACUGAUCAUUCACCCCGUUCGACAGUUUAUAGCUUCAUCAAGGAGCACUACCCUGUUUUCUCAGUGCCAUGGGAAUUGGUCAGUGAAAUUCAAGCUGUGGGAAUUGUAGCAAGAGAAAUUAAGCCAAAGAUUGUCAGGGACCUAUUGAAAACAUCACCUACAUCCAUUGUGCUUCGAUCAUUUGAAACAUUUGUUGAUGUUUUUGAGUAUUGUUUAUCUGAUAUUGAUUUGGACCAUCCCAAUAAGUUUGAUGUAUCCAGGGAACAAAGUACUUUGGAUGGUACUGAAGCAUUUCUUCCUGAAAGUGGUAAUCUACGCAAUAAUACACAUGAUUUGGAUUCACUUUCUCCUGGUCAAACCCAAAUGAGGAGGCUGAACAUGCAGAGAGCACAGCGUGCGCAAACUCAGAGCCCAGGGGGAGAUCCACUUGAUAUGAUGACGAAUUUUGGUAAAGCAUUGUAUGAUUUAGGUCGGGGGGUUGUAGAAGAUAUUAGCAGGCCUGGAGGACCUUCAGGGCGUGGAGAUGCCCUUUUCAGCGACGUAACAGGUGUGCCUGCCAUAGCUGCCGAGGUGAAAGGUUUACCUUGUCCGACUGCAACAAAGCAUCUUGUAAAAUUAGGGGUGACUGAACUUUGGAUAGGAAGCAAAGAACAGCAGUUGUUAAUGCGCCCCUUAGCUGCAAAAUUUAUUGACCCCCUAUGUUUGGAGAGGCCCAUACUAGCUGGAUUUUUCUCAAACCAAAUUAUACAUGGAUUUUUGAAAUUGCAUAUCUUCUCUCCCCUCCUACUCUCUAAGCAUCUGAGGCUAGUUUUGGAUGAGCAAUGGGUUGAUUAUGUCUUGAACUGGAACAAGAACCCUUGGGUACCUUGGGAGAAUAGUUCAGGUCCCCAAGGCAAGGGUCCAUCCCCUGAUUGGAUACAACUCUUUUGGAGGAUCCUUGUCUCUGGUGAGCUUUCAUACUUUUCCAAUUGGCCCCUCAUUCCUGCUUUUCUUCAUAAACCAAUAUUGUGCCGAGUCAAACACAGCAACCUGGUGUUUAUUCCCCCCAGGAUGGAACCCACUUCUGAUGAGUCAAGCUCAUACACUACAGCAUAUGAAAUGACCAACAAAAGAUACCCUUGGUUGCUAUCAUUUCUAAAUGAAUGUAAUUUACCUGUAUAUGAUGUAUCUUUUCUGGAAUACAACCCACCACAAUCUUGUUUACCUAGACAAGGUCAAACUCUUGGGCAAGCUAUCAUUUCCAAGCUAUUGGCUGCUAAACAAGCUGGAUAUCCUUCUGAACCAGCUUCUCUCUCUGAUGAAGUUUGUGAUGAACUAUUUACCCUUUUUGCCUCAGAUUUUGAUUCUUCAUCUCCUGAAGUUUACAUAAGAGAAGAGCUUGAUAUGUUGCGAGAACUCCCCAUCUUUAAGACAGUUGUGGGAAAGUAUACACGUAUAUAUGGGCAAAACCAAUGUAUUAUAUCUCCAAAUGCAUUCUUUCAGCCCUACGAUGAACAAUGCUUUUCUCAUUCAACUGUUAUGGGUGGUAGUCUCUUUUUCCAUGCCCUUGGUAUCCCAGAAUUGCACAACCAAGAGAUACUUGUGAGGUUUGCUUUAAACAGGUUUGAAGAGAAAACUGAGCAUGACCAGGAUUUAAUUUUGAUGUAUCUGAUUAUGAAUUGGGAUACUUUACAGUCUGAUUCUACAGUAAUUGCUGCUUUGAAAGAGACUAAAUUUGUUAGAAGUGCCGAUGAAUCUUGUGCACAGUUAUACAAACCCAAGGAUCUACUAGACCCCAGUGAUUCUUUACUCAAAUCGGUAUUUUCUGGGGAAAGAAUCAAGUUCCCUGGUGAGAGGUUCACUUCUGAGGCAUGGCUUCGCCUUUUGCGCAAAACAAGCUUAAGGACCUCCUCAGAAGCCGACACAAUACUCGAUUGCGCUCGAAAAGUAGAAAUGAUGGGAUCUGAGGCCUGGAAAAGUACAGAAGAUCCAGAUGCUUUUGAUGUGGGAUUCCUGAACUCCCAAAGUGAAUUACCUUCUGAACUGUGGUCCUUAGCUGGAUCAGUUGUGGAAGCUAUCUUAGGAAACUUUGCAGUUUUAUAUGGCAGUCACUUCUGUGAUGUCCUCAGCAAGAUCGUGUUUGUACCUGCUGAAAAAGGGUUGCCAGAAAUUGAGGGGAAGAAAGGUGGAAAGAGAGUGCUUGCAUCCUAUAAUGAAGCAAUUCUCUUGAAAGAUUGGCCUCUGGCAUGGAGUUGUGCACCGAUUCUAGCCAGACCGAAGAUUAUUCCUCCUGAGUUCUCUUGGGGAGCAUUACAUUUGAGGACUCCACCAGUAUUUUCUACAGUAUUGAGACAUCUCCAGAUAGUUGGAAGAAAUGGGGGUGAAGACACCCUUGCACGCUGGCCUACUUCCUCAAGCAUGAUCUCCAUUGAAGAUGCUUCUUAUGAAGUUUUGAAAUAUUUGGAGAAGCUUUGGCAUUCCCUUUCAGCUAAAGAUAUAUCAGAGUUACGGAAAGUUGCAUUCAUUCCGCUUGCCAAUGGGACACGACUGGUUACGGCAUAUUCUCUUUUUGCACGUCUCACAAUCAAUCUCUCCCCCUUUGCAUUCGAACUCCCCGCCCAGUAUCUCCCAUUCAUGAAGAUCCUUAAAGACAUUGGGCUUCAAGAUCAUUUCUCUCUUUCAUGUGCUAAGGAUCUUCUAUUGAAGAUCCAACAGUCAUGUGGUUAUCAACGUCUGAAUCCAAAUGAACUUCGUGCUGUAAUGGAGAUUUUACACUUCAUCUCUGAAGGGACUGCCAGCUCAGGUUCAGAAGGAUCAAUUUCUAUCUCAGAUGUGAUAGUUCCAGAUGAUGGGUGUAGGCUUGUUCUGGCAAGAACCUGUAUAUAUGUUGAUGCUUAUGGCUCUAGGUUCAUCAAUGACAUAGAGACUUCCAGGCUAAGAUUUGUUCACCCAGAUCUUCCUGAGAAGAUAUGUGCACUGCUAGGUGUUAAAAAGCUCUCUGAGAUGGUUGUGGAGGAACUGGAUGAGAAGCAACCCAUACAGGCCUUGGAUCAUAUUGGGCCUGUUACACUUACAUCCAUCAAUGAUAAGAUCUUGAGCCAAUCAUUCCAGGUUGCUCUAUGGACAAUUCUCCGCAACUUAUCUGACUAUGUACUCAUGUUUAGAGAUUUAACUUUGGAGAAGGUACAAAGCUUGCUAAAAACCAUGGCUGAGAAAUUACAAUUUUCGUGCUCUAUCUAUACCAGGUUUCUGCUACUUCCAAGGAAUCUGGACAUAACCCGUGUAACCAAAGAAUCAGUUAUAUCAGGCUGGGAAAAAGAAUUAGGGCAUCGAACUCUACACUUUGUCGAUAGAUCAAAGACCCAUGUCCUAGUUGCUGAGCCUCCUGAGUUUAUUCCUCUUACUGACGUUCUUGCUAUUGUUGUGAGCCAGAUUAUGGAUUCUCCUCUUACACUACCCAUUGGAUCCCUCUUCUCUGCUCCUGAAAACUCAGAGAAAGCACUUUUGGGCAUUCUGAAACUGGGUUCAGGGAAGGAAGAGAUAGGGACGUAUAAUAUUGUGGGCAAGGAGCUAAUUCCCCAGGAUUCUCUUCAAGUGCAUUUUCAUCCUUUGCGGCCCUUUUAUGCUGGAGAAAUUGUGGCUUGGAAACCGGACAAAGAUGGAGAGAAGUUGAGAUAUGGCAGAGUUCCUGAGAAUGUGAGACCCUCAGCUGGUCAGGCUCUUUAUCGGUUUUUGGUGGAGACAGCUCCUGGGGAGACCAGUUAUCUUCUUUCUUCGAGGGUUUACUCGUUCAAAAGCAUGUUGACUGAUUCAGAAGGGAGGUCUUCAUCUGUUGUGCAGGAAACUGUUCAGAUUGGACAUUCUGGAACCGAGAGGGGGAAACAGGUUAGGUUAGUGAAAGAUGAUGGGGGUGGCAAAACAGGAAAAAAACCAGCUCAGAAGGACCUCCAAUACGGCAAAGUAUCUACAACAGAAUUAGUGCAAGCAGUACAAGAUAUACUCUCUGCAGCAGGUCUCUCGAUGGAUGUUGAGAAUCAAACACUAUUGCAAACCACUCUGCUUUUUCAAGAACAGCUCAAGGAGUCCCAAGCUGCACUUUUGCUCGAACAGGAGAGGGCUGACACAGCUGCAAAAGAAGCAGAAGCGGCAAAAUCAGCAUGGUCAUGCCGUGUCUGCCUCGGUGUCGAGAUUGAUACAAUGUUUGUUCCUUGUGGCCAUGUAUUGUGUCACAGAUGUUGCUCUGCUGUUUCGCGCUGCCCUUUUUGCAGGAUCCAUGUGAAGAAGACACACAAAAUCUUCCGACCAUGAGAGAGAGAGAGAGAAUUUGUAUCAAGAAAAAUUUAUUUCGCAUGGAUCGAUUCAUUGAGGCAAAGAAUGCUUCAUAUCAUUCUUAUGAUGAAAUGCAUCAUAGUUGUAACUUUUACAUUGCUUAACAAGCAAAACAAUACUAGCCGAGGUACCGCAGUAACACUCCAUCAUUCCCCAAAACAAACCCUGUCUUUUCGUCGAUGAACCUGCAUGAACAAUGAAAAGGGGUCCAAAGAGAAAUGUAGAGUAUGUAUAAAACACAAUGAGAUCAAUUUGAUGUGAAUAGAAGAUUUUUGUAUAUGCAAAUUGGCAUUGAAUUGUGCAAUUCUAA